Centruroides sculpturatus (bark scorpion) is the source of this 777-nucleotide messenger RNA. RefSeq names its product ubiquitin-like-conjugating enzyme ATG10 (gene Atg10). The transcript has 7 exons. Gene Ontology annotation, cellular component: intracellular anatomical structure. Gene Ontology annotation, biological process: protein modification by small protein conjugation; macroautophagy; protein lipidation. Gene Ontology annotation, molecular function: Atg12 transferase activity. Lineage: Eukaryota; Metazoa; Arthropoda; Arachnida; Scorpiones; Buthidae. The record is from RefSeq and is a predicted model, not a curated record. Bases 100 to 675 code for a protein of 191 amino acids.
UCAGCGAUAAACAUUCAUCCCCGAGCCGGAGAAUGAGUCACUCCUUGUCGUCAUUUCCGGUGUCCUAGUAAACGUCCAUUCGGAUUUAAAGCGGGGGAGAUGUCGAGUACGUUGGAGUUGGAAGAUUAUAAGAAAGUUGUCAACGAAUUUCUCGAGAAGUCAGCUGAUUUGGGUGAUGGAUGGUCGAGGAAGGCGAUCAAGGAAGAAGACGGAUACUCAUAUCUUGUUAAAACUAUUAGAAAAAUGGAAAAUUUAGAUAAAGGAAAUUUAAAUAGUGAUGAUAAUCAAACUGAUUUCUCUGAGGUAAACGACAGUAUUGUCACUUACGAAUAUCAUAUUGUAUACAGUCUUAGCUAUGCAGUACCUGUUAUGUAUUUUACUGCAUGGAAAGAAGAUGGUUCAACGCUAUUAUUGGAAGAAAUUUGGUCUCGCGUACCAAAAUAUUAUCAGGAUCAAUUGAAAAACCAGCGCUGGACCAUGUUAUCUCAGCAAGAACAUCCCAUUUUAGGAAGGCCCUUUUUUACUAUACAUCCUUGUCAUACAUCAGAAUUAAUGAAAAAUGUUUUGUCGGUUGCCGAGAAACAAGAAAGUUUCAAUUACUUGGUAUCAUGGUUAAGUAUUGUUGGUCCUAUCGUGGGUUUAGAAGUCUCUCCCUAUUACAUCACUAAAGGUUGAAUGUGCAUAAUGAAGUUUACAAAUCAAACUUAAACAUGCCAAAAAUCAAUGUAAUAAAAUAAUGCUUUUAUAUUUUGAUAUUUUAAUUAAAAUUUUUAAAAU